Elaeis guineensis (African oil palm) is the source of this 816-nucleotide messenger RNA. NCBI's taxonomy places the organism in Eukaryota, Viridiplantae, Streptophyta, Magnoliopsida, Arecales, Arecaceae. The record is from RefSeq and is a predicted model, not a curated record.
AUGGUUAUAGAUGGCACAAGGGGGGCUGGUGUGACCUAUAAUGCUGUGAAUGACUUUGAUGAAACUCCAAAUCCAUUAGCUGCAAGGUUUUAUGAAUUGCUUAGAGAUGCUGAUGAGCCAUUAUGUAAGCUUAAGAUGAGAGAGUGGGAGAAUAGCGAGCAUGAAUGUCUUAUAUUAAUGGCAGGACCUAUGAGAGAAAAGUUUGCAAAAUAUUGGGAAGAAUAUUUUUUGCCAUUAGCUAUUGCAACUGUUCUUGAUUUAAGAUUCAAAAUUGAUAUUAUGGAGUAUUAUAAUGAUCAACUGUAUGGUUCUGAUUCUUUUGAUUAUAUUGAUAGAGUUCGUACAGUUAUAUUUGAUUUGUAUAAUGAAUAUGGGGGUGAUGAAUUGCUGGCUAGAAAUUCAAGUUAUUUUAUGUCAAGUGGUUCCACAAAUGAAAAUACAAGUGCAAGCCAUGGGGGUUUAUCUUUGGAUGAUGAGCAUGACUUUGAGGAGUGGUAUCGUCGAGCUCGUUCUUCCACUAUUCAAGAUUCUAAUAAAUCUGAGUUGAAAAAAUAUUUGGAGGAAGCUGUGUUUCCAAAAAAAGAUAAUUUUGAUAUUUUAAAUUGUUGGAAGAUGAAUAGUGCUUGGUACCCUACUUUAGCAAAGAUGGCACGGGAUAUUUUAGCUAUUCUAGCUACUACUGUUGCUUCUGAAUCAGCAUUCAGUGUUGGUGGUAGGGUGAUUGAUGAGAGAAGAUCAUACUUAGCUCCAGAGAUUGUUGAAGCUUUGUUAACUACCAGUGAUUGGCUUGAAUCCACAAAGAAUGAUAAAUUUUAA